Molecule: messenger RNA, 3451 nt
Organism: Xenopus laevis (African clawed frog)
Lineage: Eukaryota; Metazoa; Chordata; Amphibia; Anura; Pipidae
Gene: nkapd1.S
Product: NKAP domain containing 1 S homeolog
Exons: 6
Coding region: 885-1727 (280 amino acids)
Source: RefSeq, a predicted model, not a curated record
GGGUGUAUGGGUGAUAGCAUUAUGGGCCUAUAAUAGUUACUUCAUUAAUGCAGGAAAAAGAUAUAUAACUGUGAAUGUUUGAAAGUUUAAAAAUUUGAUGUGCCAGUGAUUGCUAAGCCUGUGUUUUACUAUUGAUCUAAUCUGUGUAUCUUUUUUUCAGUUAUGCCAUAGUCAAGAGGAUUCAAUAUUAUCUUUAUUAGGAGAUUAGGAAAGUCCUUUGACCAAGGACUGAAUUUGGCCUCAUUUUCAGAUCUGUGAAGAAAGAGUAGUCAGCACAUGGAUUCUCAAUAUUCUUUAGGGAUGGAGCACGUUCUGCAAUGGCCACUUCCCAUUGGCAAACAAUGUAAUGCGAAAUUGAACAGCACCAUCGACUCUUGAAGUAUUUAAAAAGCCUUUAUUUAUGCUUUUGUGGGCAUCACCGCAACGUUUCAGGGCAUGCGGCCUUUUAUCAAGCUUACUGACAAAUUAUAAGUACCGUACAACAAUUUAUACCCUUUAACACCAUCUAGUAGUCAAUAUAGUGAACAAAUUAUUUUAACAGCAAAACAAAAAACAAACAGGACCAACUGAAAUAAUCAAUAAUAUAGUGUCAAUUAACAUUUACGUCAAUCAAGUGAUACCGAUAGAUAGAUGCUUGGCACGAUAAAAAAUCACAUAGUGCAUCUGUAAAAAAUUUAGGCUUUUUAAAUACUUCAAGAGUCGAUGGUGCCGUUCAAUUUCGCAUCUCAUUUUCAGAUCUGUCAAGCUUUCUGUUGUUUGAUUGUUGGCCGGGGGGGGCUCCACUCCACUCCACUCCACUCUACUCUACUCUUACUCUACUCCACUCUUACUCUACUCCACUCCACUUGGCCAUUCCAUACUAAGAGAUUCAAGAAGAGAGUGAAAUGUGGAAAGUAAGAGAGCUGGAGAAACAGACAGACGAGACUUAUGGAGCAAAGAGAAGACGGACAUCUCCAGACAUUAACAAAUGGGACCACAGUGGCUACAAGGAGUUAUAUCCAGAAGAAUUUGAUAAGAGGGGAAGCAUGCGAUCAGGUGGUUUUGAUGCUCAGGUAAGCCAGGAGCAGGUGAAAAGUGGAGAGGAUACUGCAGUGAUUCUGAGACAGGAUGCAUUAAGUAUUCGUGCCUGGAACAAAAAAUAUUCUGAGUGUGAGGCCAAUAUUCCAGACAGAUGGGGUCACAGUGGGUAUAAAGAAUUGUACCCUGAGGAAUUUGAUACAGACAGCGGGGAAGAAAAAACUUCCAAAAGGAAGACAAAUGGGCAAGAAAAAGCAAGACGAAGGGAACAAAAGGAGCAGGAAUCCCACAAACGGAAAAGGUCCAAAAAGACUCACAAGAAAAAACAGAAGAAGCGAUCUCAUAAAAAGCUAAAAAAGCGAAAGAAGGAACGAGACGAGUCAACAGAAACAUCAAGUGAUAGUGACAGUAGCGAUGACAGUGAGGAGAAACAGAAAAAGUCCAAACGUAAGAAGAAGCUGAGAAAAAAGGCACAGAGGAAAAAGCCAUCCUCAUCUGGGCAGGACAGUGACUCUUCCAGUGAUGAGAUGAGCAGCACAGAAGAUGCUGAGUCAGAGGAACAUAAAAGGAGACAAACUAAAAGACAUCGCAGAAAAGAGUAUCACAGAUCAAAACCUAAGGACGUAGACAAGGUGGAGCGCAAAAGCAGGCGGACAAACUGGAAAGUGGCUAAGGAUGAGGGUCCAGAAAGCUCUGAUGAGGAUGACUGAUAUCCUGAGUAAUAGGGCUAAAAUGAGACUGACAUUUUGCAAAAUAACUGUCAUUUUUUUGAAGUGCAAUAUAUUUUCCUUCUUCUCACAGUUCUACACUUCCAACAGUUCUACUAAUCCAGCAGUUUUACUCUUCCAACAAUUUUACUCUGAGCAGUUUUUCUCUUCCAACAACUUUACUCAUUGAGCAGUUUCUACAAGUGCUAAAAUUGUCAGUGCAACAUGGUUCAAUUCGCUUCAUUAUUCAUGAUAAUACCAUUAUUCAGGCGUUGCUGAUGACCACUUGCCUGGUUUGCUUUGAGAUAUUUAACCAGUUGAAGCAAAUUAUCUGGACUAUAAUGGGCACCCUAAAAGACAAGCAUACAUAUAGUGUAUUUGGAAAGCCAUUAUGUGGGGAAAAAAAUUGUAUAUAAAGAGAGAAUCCUUGACUUGACCUUAUUGUGUGUUGUAUCUUUCACAUUUGUGAAACGUGUGGGGAGAAUUCGGAGUGAGACGCUAACCAAGUUAUAAAGAAUGGACCAACAAUAUCGCAAAUAUUUGUAUCUGCUGCUCUUCAAUUUAAAUUUUAAAAAGAGGGGUAUAAUAAAUUAUUGCUUUCUGGAUCUGAGGCAGUUUUUACACUUCUCUGCAAAAACUUAGUUUUAUUAAACAUCCAAUGUUUUCAAUUAGGGUUAUUCUUAAGUGAAAUAACCAAUGAGGAGAUGUAAGUGAAGACUUUUUUUGUUACUGUUAUUGGCUUUUUAACAUGGUACACAGGUCUUAGGAAAAGCUUAAUGUCCCAGCCCAUACUAUGUUCUUAACUGUAUGCUGCGGAUUCAGACACUGAACAUGGAGAGGCAAUAUGCCUCAGUAUUAUUCAAAUUUUCUUUAGUGUACAUUUUCCUGAAAUUACUUCUGCUCGAAGUCCUGAUGAUAAAACCAUCACACAUUACAAACCAAAUUGCAGUCUUUCUAAAAGACUAUGUUCAUCCUCCAUCAGGCCACCAGAUUAUUUAAAAAUGAUGACUUGAAGUGCUUGGCCACUUCUAGAUUUAUCUAAACCUUUAUUGUAACUUCCACAGACACAUAUGAUGACGCAGUUGGGUUGUUGGAAUCUUAGCUGUGCAAUACCAGGCACAUAGUGGCAGCUUUUCACUUCUUUAUUCUGAACUUCUUCCAGCUAUUGCCUAUCACCACCUUUACUAUGUGUGAAUGUGCAUAACAAGGGCUUUAGAGCUGCCAUUUUGCACUCCAGCAUUCACCAGGUAGUGUGGGAAACAGUAUAUGUGCUGUUUGCAUUAUUUUGUGUGUGUGUGUGUGUGUGAAAUAAUCAUUUGAUUGUUCCUGCUGUAUGUCAAGCUGUAAUUUACACAGUAUAGUAUUGUAAAGAUCAAGUCGAAACAAGGAAAUUUUGUGCAAACUUUCCUUUAUCUCUAGGGGGAUGCAGGAAAAAUGAUGUAGGCUGGACAUGCCUCAGAUAUUAGCAAGACUACCUAUCCAUGUUUACAAUGACUUGCAAUCCUGUGUUUCUGUUUUUUUUUUUUUUUGUUUAAGUUUAUAACUGCCACUUGAAAUAUUUUAUUUGGCAGUCUUGUGAAUCUAGAAGUGCAUUGUUUUACUCGUUGCUGUACUCUACUCCUGCUAUUACAAAUCCAAAUUUCUUCCAGACUUCUGAGCUAACAUUUCCUUAUGUCACUUGAACGUUAAUGAUCAAGGAGGUGCCAAGUAAUAAAAGUCUUUCCAAA